AUGCUUAUCUCCACAGCUUUGCCAACACCUAUACUGGUCAUGGAGCCCCAGAGUCCUGUGUUCAUUGGAGAGAACGCCACUCUGAAGUGUGAGAUUAAUAACCCACAUAGAUGGAGUUAUAGAUGGUAUAAAGGCAACAGUUCUAACCCAAUACCUACAUUGAUAAGCAACAUAACCACCAUCAAAGUGGCUACAUCUGAUGAGGGUCUGUACCGGUGCCAGGGACAGAGGACAGACAGAAACACAUCAUCACACAUGAGUAAUGAAGUCAAUAUUCACAUGAAGGCCCUGCCUACACCUAGACUAACAAUAGAUGCCCCAAGUCCUGUGUUUCCUGGAGAAAAAGUCACUUUUAACUACUGUACCCUAACGGUAGACCCCCAGAGUCACAUGUUCACUGGAGAGAAUGUCAGAGAGUGUGAGAUAGAUUCACUCGGAGGAUGGAUAUAUGUGACAUGUACUGUAGAUCAAACACUACUCUUCUUCAGUACUGUCAUGCCUAUCUCCACAGCUUUGCCAACACCUAUACUGGUCAUGGAGCCCCAGAGUCCUGUGUUCAUUGGAGAGAACGUCACUCUGAAGUGUGAGAUUAAUAACCCACAUAGAUGGAGUUAUAGAUGGUAUAAAGGCAACAGUUCUAACCCAAUACCUACAUUGAUAAGCAACAUAACCACCAUCAAAGUGGCUACAUCUGAUGAGGGUCUGUACCGGUGCCAGGGACAGAGGACAGACAGAAACACAUCAUCACACAUGAGUAAUGAAGUCAAUAUUCACAUGAAGGCUCUGCCAAAACCUAUACUGGUCAUGGAGCCCCAGAGUCCUGUGUUCAUUGGAGAGAACGUCACUCUGAAGUGUAAGUUUAAGAACCCACGUAAAUUGAGUUAUAAAUGGUAUAAAGGCAACAGUUCUGACCUAAUCCCUACAUUGAUAAGCAACAUAACCACCAUCAAAGUGGCUACAUCUGAUGAGGGUCUGUACCGGUGCCAGGGACAGAGGACAGACAGAAACACAUCAUCACACAUGAGUAAUGAAGUCAAUAUUCACGUGAAGGCCCUGCCUACACCUAAAAUAACAAUAGAUGCCCCAAGUCCUGUGUUUCCUGGAGAAAAAGUCACUUUUAAGUGUGAGGUUAAGUCCUCAAAUGAAUGGAAAUAUAAAUGGUUUAAAAAUCACAACCUUGAACCCGUCGCUACAUCUAACACCAGCACAACCUUUAAACACGUUGUUGAGACCGAUGCUGGUACUUACUGGUGUCAGGGAGAGAGGAGAGACAGGCCCACAUCAUCACGAGCCAGUAAAGAAGCUCAUCUUCAUAUGAUGCCUCUACCUAAAGCUAACCUAACAACAGAGCCACAGAGUCCCUUGUCCAAUGGGGGGAUAGUCACUCUGAAGUGUGUGAUAGAGUCUCACAAUAACUGGACAUAUAAGUGGUACAAGGACAACGAGGAGAAUGUUGUGAUUGAGGGGAACAACUUCACCAUCACCAGAGCUACUGACUCUGAUGAGGGCACAUACUGGUGUCGGGGAGUGAGAGGAGAGAGACCCACAUCAUCACAGCUCAGUAACUCAGUUCAUGUUGCUAAGAAGGAUUCUGGGUCCAGUCUAUUUAUAAUGUGUGUGGCUUUGGCUGGAGGUGUGGCCGGUGGAGUGGUUCUCACUAUCAUCUUUUCAAAGGUUCUACCAUGUUGCCGCCUAAGACAGACAGGUGCUGUGUCCAACACGUCCAGUGCAGGGCCGUAA
Molecule: messenger RNA, 1740 nt
Organism: Alosa alosa (allis shad)
Lineage: Eukaryota; Metazoa; Chordata; Actinopteri; Clupeiformes; Clupeidae
Product: carcinoembryonic antigen-related cell adhesion molecule 5
Exons: 8
Coding region: 1-1740 (579 amino acids)
Biological process (GO): cell surface receptor signaling pathway
Molecular function (GO): transmembrane signaling receptor activity
Source: RefSeq, a predicted model, not a curated record